AUGGAACCUACCCAACUGAUAUAUGAAGAAUGGGAUUCUCUUAGUGGACAGUUCACAGCUGAGGAAGCUGAUUUCAUGACUCAGUUGCUUGAUGGCAAUACCAACUGUUCUUAUUUUCCUUCAAAUGUUGCAAAUGCUAAUUCUAUGUGUUUCUCCCAAGUGAGUAGCACAGACACUGCUAAUAGUGGCAUCUACUUCUCUGAUCAUGCAAUAGACAAUGAUUCCUUGUCCAUGUUUUAUAGUCCACAAUAUUUGGACGAUAAUUUAAGCAAACAGAUGAAUUAUGAAAGCAUUGCUCAUGAAGGGUCAUGUUUAGAGCCAGUGAAAUUGGUUCUUGCUCCUGACAACAAUUUGCAAGCUAAGAGGGAGCAUGAAAUGAUGUUUGUUUCAGAAGAGGAUAGAACCGAAAACAUGGAGAAUCCUGCAAAAAGAUUUAGGAGCUCAAAUGCUUCCAUGGAGCUAAAUGAGGGAACAUGUCAUCAAGUGUCGAAUUUAUGUAGAAAAUCAAGAGCAAGAAAUGGUCCUGCCACUGAUUCUCAGAGCAUAUAUGCUAGAAGGAGAAGAGAAAGAAUAAAUGAAAGGUUGAGAAUCUUGCAAACACUUGUCCCUAAUGGAACCAAAGUGGACAUUAGCACCAUGCUUGAGGAAGCUGUUCAAUAUGUCAAGUUUUUGCAGCUUCAAAUUAAGGUCCUAAGCUCUAAUGACAUGUGGAUGUAUGCUCCAAUAGCUUACAAUGGAAUCAACAUUGGAUUGGACCUCACCUUUUCUUCUCUAACUAAUUAA
Lathyrus oleraceus (garden pea) is the source of this 783-nucleotide messenger RNA. RefSeq names its product transcription factor bHLH84. Gene Ontology annotation, biological process: regulation of transcription by RNA polymerase II. Gene Ontology annotation, molecular function: protein dimerization activity; DNA-binding transcription factor activity, RNA polymerase II-specific; RNA polymerase II cis-regulatory region sequence-specific DNA binding. The coding region runs from base 1 to 783 and encodes 260 amino acids. NCBI's taxonomy places the organism in Eukaryota, Viridiplantae, Streptophyta, Magnoliopsida, Fabales, Fabaceae. Gene Ontology annotation, cellular component: nucleus. The record is from RefSeq and is a predicted model, not a curated record. The transcript has 3 exons.